Molecule: messenger RNA, 1444 nt
Organism: Neohortaea acidophila
Lineage: Eukaryota; Fungi; Ascomycota; Dothideomycetes; Mycosphaerellales; Teratosphaeriaceae
Exons: 2
Coding region: 75-1289 (404 amino acids)
Molecular function (GO): ubiquitin protein ligase activity; zinc ion binding
Source: RefSeq, a predicted model, not a curated record
AACUUUCCACUUUCUUCAAAGUUUCAUUGCGCUCCUCAGCGCCACUUCACUUCACCCAUCUCUCAUCAACCAACAUGGCGGCCGAAGGCUUGCGACGCUCCACCCGAGCGAGAAAACCUGUGCAGAACUACGCCGCAGUACAAGCCGCUGAGGAUGAAGCACCCGCCGUCAAGGCCGCGCCACCCAAGCGCAAGAGAGUCAAAGUUGAGGGCGGAGAGGAUGAGGUCAUCGAAGCAGCUCCCGCAAAGAAGACCAAAAAGGCCAGCAGAGUCAAAGUUGAGGACGAAGAUGACGAGGAUUUUGACGCCAAUGAAGUCGUCGACGCUGCUCCCGCAAAGAAGACCAAACACGCCGGCAAAAAGGGCAAGGCGCGCAAGUAUGACGACGACGAGGACGAGGACGAUGGUGCCGCCGACGACGACUGGAGCUGGAAGAAAGUCGGACUGUCCAUCUUCAUUGUCAAUCCCAAGACGAUGGCCAAGGCUCAGCGGGCCAAAGGCAACAAUUGGCAUGCCAGUGCAGCGGCCAAUCGCAUUGCCAUCAAUCAAAGCAAGAUUCCGAGGCUCAGGGAGGGAGAGGAGGAGAGCAGAGUGAGACCCUAUGUCGAAUCACCGCCUCCUUCGUAUCACAAAGCUCUGGCAAAGGCGAACAAGGAGCGCAUGUUUGUGCUUGACCGCACGCGCGACACCGAACCGGACUGCCACGCUCAUCACCCAGACUGUCCGCGCGAGACCGUGCAAAUCGCAGGAUCGAGUGGCAACGUCUACACCGUCUCCAUCACCCACAUGCCCAGCUGCACCUGUCCGACCACGAUCUUCCAGAAGGGUGGGACGGAGACGGUGUGCAAGCACGUCUUGUACAUUCUGCACAACGUCUUGAAAGCGCCCGAUCACCUCAAGCAGCAAAACGCUUUCCUCACCUCCGAGCUCCAAGAGCUCUUCGCCAAUGCUCCGCCUCUGCCCGCCGAAGUCGUUACCGCACCGGAGGAGGAGUUCGAUGGGAAGCGCAAGCCUGUCGAAGACGACUGUCCCAUCUGCUGUAUGGAGUUUGAGGACAAUGAAGAGGUCGUGUGGUGUCGUGCGGCUUGCGGCAACAACGUUCACAAAGCGUGCUUCGACCAGUGGGCCAAGACGAAAUUGGGCCAGGUCACCUGCCCAUUCUGCCGCACGGAAUGGGAGGAAGAGGCUCCGAAGGCGCAGAAGGUCAAGGUGGCGGCUGUCGAUAUGUCUGCCGUGGCGACGGGUGCCGGCGGGUAUCGAAAUGUGAGGGACCAGCUUGAUUACGACUGAGGACGAGGAAUGGAUGUCACCAGCAUGAAUGCGGUAUAGAUAUGAGGGAGACACCGCUACGGUUUGCCGGGGGCUGGCGGCAAACUCUGCCGGCACGGCACACACACCCACAGCCCUACUACGAAGGGAUGAUUGCUUAAGACGGAAGGGAUUGA